This is a messenger RNA of Symbiodinium sp. CCMP2456, 5964 nucleotides long. The record is from the annotation of a GenBank genome assembly. Lineage: Eukaryota; Dinophyceae; Suessiales; Symbiodiniaceae.
AUGCAGACUUUGGUUACGGAGUAUCCACCCAGUAUUCGCAGUGGUAGUUGCUUUUCAGUGUACAAUCUCGGACUUCCCAUGAGCAACUGGGCGGCGGGGCCGGCAAGCAUGGGAAGCCUCGGCUCAUCGUCUCCACAGCGGCGUUGCGCAACCGCUGGCACGGAUUUGUCCAAUCGCGAAGGACUGGCCCCGAACCGACUCGAUGGGGCGCCCUGCAUGCGAAAACAAUCCUCGGGUUGCGGCGAAACACCCCAUGCCGAUGCUGUGUCGGAAGAGUAUGCUAAGCGGAAGCUCCAGUUCAUCAGCGAGAAGUACGAGGAGCUCAGGAAGCUCCACCACGAGCACGCAGCUGCGGAAGCUCGAAGCACAGAGGCGACGCUCAACAGCCUAAAAGCAGAAGCUCGUGCGCGUUCUGGGCAAGUGGACGAUGUCACAGGCGUGGAGGAGCGCAUGCAGGCGCAGCAUGUGGAGGCUGAAGCGAAGCGAAGCGCUGCCGCCUGGCGUUUGCAGUUGGUGCAGUCAGUGCUGAGACUACGGGAAGUGCAGGUUGCGGACUUGCAGCACGUGCAGCAUGUGCAAGCAGCCUCGAGUCCGGGCCGACAGUCUGCGGUGUGGCAGGACGACCGAGGUAUCGCCCGAAGGCCGAGGCCGCCUCUGAGGCCAUGUGAGGAGCCCGAGGCGGAAUGCCAAGCGGAGACGGCCCUUCCCACAACGAGCUCUCGAGACGUCCAGGUCGAAAGGCUAUGCACAAGGCUCGCAGAAACUUCCAGGGAGGUGGAAGGACGGAUCGGACGACUAAGAAGCAGCAAGAGGAUGGCAGAGUUGAUCUGCAGACAACAGCAAACAGCUCAGAAGCAGGCAUUUGCGGCCUCUGCUGCGGCUGAACUGCUCCGUGAGGCGGAGGCGGCGCAGGAUGCGGUAGACGAGGACCAGGAGCCGCUGAAGGGCCUUGGGGCGCGUCCGCAAGAUCCUCUUCCUUCUGCACCGGUCAGCUGUGUGCAGGGUGUCGCGCCCUCCUCGCCGAGUCAAGCACAGGCGCGAGAGGAGAAGGAGCUUUCUCAGACUGUGAAGCCUCCCAAGCCUUCCAAGUCUGUCCAAGCUCUGCCGGAGAUGUGGUCGCUUGUGCUGGAGGAGAUUGGCCGUGCCUCUCAGCGGUUGGAUUGGGCAGAGCGACGUGGCUCGGCUCCUUCGCCCGGCUCUCCCUCCGAGGCCGAGGCCUGCGCCGAGUGCAACGACACGGCUUCCGAGCGCAUCUGGCAGUCAGAUGCGGAACUGUCGCAACCAGCCAGCAUGAUGGAGGCCGUGCCGCAGCAUCUCCGUGCUGGCUCUCCGUCGGCUUGGGACGAGGAAUCCUCGACCUCGGCCUCCGAGGCUUCCGAUCACUUCGCCAUCGGCGAGGCCUACAGGCCGAAUCCCACGGAUAGAAUCGACCUCGCGCUGGCAGCUUUUCUGCGACAUCGGCGAAAUCGGCUGCGCAGGUCCCUCUUUUCCAGACUUGCACACGGGUUGUACCGCUACGGCACCCGACGAGCUCUUCUGCGCUUGGCCCUCUGCGGCCGAGAGCUGGAAGCAAAAGAGGCAACCGACAGCGACUCCGAUGCCUGGGAGCCGCUGGAGGAGUUUGCACGCCGUGUCGAGCGUGAGCAGAGCCGGCUGCUCCGACGGGCACGCGAGCGCGCAAAGGUCUUCACGUUGGAGUACGACCUGCUGUGCCCUGUGGCCUUGAAACAUUCUGCCGGCGUGCUUCUGCUAAACUUCGUCCUGCGGAUGUGGUACACCUCCAUGGUUGCUUGCGUCAUGCACAUCGUCGCACCACGCGAUCUACCUUUCGCCACCCAUUCCAUGAUUGUUGAGAACACCUUGACGGUCUCGGUACGGGAGGAAGAUACUGGAAUACUGAAGGAGGCUUGCCCAAUCUGCCUGGAGUGUUUUCAAGUCGGUGACAAGGUGCGAAGACUGCCCUGCAUGCACCUCUUCCACGUUGUGGGUGGCGAGUCUUCACACUGCCAGGGGCGGCACUGCAACAUCGAUAGGCAUCUGGUCCUGGACAAACAAUGUCCGGUCUGCAAAACACCUAUCGACGUCAUGGAGCGGAUGGAGCGUGAGAGUCAGCGGGAGGCUCAGGCGAACUCAGCAAACUCCCAAGCCUCUCAGCCAGAUGCAGGCGCAGACGGUCUUUCUGCGGACAGGCCGGCGGCGGAAGAGCCGCAAAUACAAGCACCGGAAGCGCCAGCGGCUGCAGGCCAGACGUCGGAGGAGGCCGACACAAGCGGAAACCGUUCCCUGGAGCCGGCGCUCUCUCCAGAACGCUUGCCGGAGCAGGCAGCAGAGCUCGAGCGAGUUGUCCGAAGCCUUCAGUCAAGAUGGCUACAAAUUCAGGAUGUUGUGGCUGGCGUCCAACAGAUGCUUCACUACAUCGAGGAUAGCCAAACUGCGCUAAACGCGGCCCGAAGUGGUGCAAGCAAUGUUCAAGGGCCGGAUGGUGCAGUGGAGACCCCACAGGUGGCGCCCUCGCCUCAACCUGAAGAGGCUCAUGUUGAAGCCAUGGACAGUCCGGCCGCGCCCAGUGCCCCGGGCGGCGCCCCUGAAGCAAGACCUGACGAACUGCAAGUGGAGAUCCAGUUCGAGGUGCAGGCCCCCAGCAUGCAAGCCUUCAGCCAUGAACAGGAGGUUGCCUGCUUCCAGCUAAGGAAGGCCGCAGAGAAGGUCGCAACUGCCUGCUACCAUAUGCCUAACCUCUACCUGGACGUGUCAACAUCGCAACGCGAGCCGCCUUGCUGCACGUGGCUGUCAGGUGCUCCUUGGACGCUGGAAGCCCGGCUCCGGAGUAUCGCCAGAAGCCGCAGCGGUUUCAACAGUUGCAGCACUGGGAGGCGUUUGGACACAGUGCGGAAGCCGCCAGUGCAAGUCAUUGUCCUUGCGAGGUUCUCUGAAGAUGACUCGCCUGAGGCGCAGGGGCCUAUUCAGUUUUCAGGAGUGCCGGAGUGGAGGGGCCCUGCCUUGCGCCCUCCUACCGUCCAGCCGUCUUCGCAGGAGUUGGACUCCAGUCAUGAGUCCGCACAAGCACUUGGCGAGCAGUACAUGGAGCAUCAGAUGCUUUACCGACCCUCGAGCUGCGCUUCGUCCGUGCACUUUGCCAUGGCAUCACUGCUCACUGCUCUCAGCAAGGACUGCAAGCCUCCGAGCACUUCCAGCUUGCACCCAACGAUCGCUUUGAGCCGAUUGGAUGGUUUGGUCAAGGCACAUGGUGAGGUUCCUUUUGAUGAGAUGCCUGAAGACGACAAGAUUUGGUACGACCGAGUGUUGUUCCACGACCACUUGCUGCGCGGGAGCUUCAAAUUUCGAGGCACCGCCUUGCUGGAGCACGACCUCGAAGUGGUCUCGCCGGCACAAGGCCUUUGCCAAACAGAUCCUGUCGGGGCGGCCCUGCCCAGUGUGGAGGAGGAGGAGCCGCUGCUGAUCUCCAAUCCCAGCUGUUCCAAGAGCCGAGCCCUGCAAGAGGCAUUGGAUGCGGCAGGCGUGAAGUACCGCGAUCGAUUCUACUUGCAGGCCCCUCUGAGUCUCAGCGAGUUGGAGACCUUGUCGGCUCGCCUGGAGGUGAAGGAGGGAUCGCCUGCAGGUGCACUAUGCCGCGACACCGGGCUUGUCGAAGCUUCGGCGGAAGAACAAAUCCUCGAGGCUGUGGCAGACAAUGCCGAGCUUCUGCAGCGACCGGUUCUUGUGAAAGGCCGGCGCGCUGCCCUUGGUCGUCCAUGUCCGGAGGAUGCCACGAGAUUGUCCCGGCCGAUGAAAGGUCAGAGCAUGGCCCGACACAGGAGGCGGGCACACGAGCAGCUUGGCAGCCCUUCACCUACACGGAGAAGGUUUGCAGUGCCUAUGUCUGGAGACGGAGGCGGCUUGGCCUUUUGCAGGCGUCAGCUUCCUCUGCGCCGGGUGCAUCCAGCACGUGACCUCGGUGCAGGUAAGUCAGUCCAUGAAUGCACCAAACAUUUCAGAGCAGCCUGGCCUAUGGCACCAGUGACAGCGAAAUCCGAGGCACCCUGCCAUGACCUACACAUCGGACACGGUCAUGGACAUCCGCACCAUUCUCCGACUCCGGCGUCUCCAAAGAAGAUGUUUCAACGCAUGGCACGGAGCUUGUCGCGAGAAGAAGACGCGGACAGGGCGAGGCGGCCGAAGUCGGACGAUGCAAAGAUCGGCGCAAGCAAGGCUCUCCGGAUCCUGGACAAGAUGCAGGACCGGUGUUGGUGCGUCACCGGUGCAGACCAUGGAGAGCUUUGUAUCCAGAACGAUUCGGUUUAUGGCGCUGCAGUUGUCUUGCCACAAGUUGCACGAAGUUGUGAGUGGCCUGGAACGCUGAUCGCAGCAGUCAGCCGCACCUAUUUCUAUACCUUCCUGAAUUUCGCGCUACAGGCUUUCCUGCUCAGCAUGAUUGCCGAAGAGCAGCAUUUCUGGUACCCUUUCGCUGGGCAAAUGCACUUGUGCAAUUACGGUGCAUCUAUGCAGGACUGUCCUGGUGCUCCCAACUGCGUCGGGCCUGGAGGAACGGCACUGUCCUACCCCAGGCUUUACGACUAUGACAUUUGGAGCACAAGAACUUUCCUGAAGCAGAGCAUGCAGGCUGUCCUCCACCUCGUUCCGGAGAGCAUCGACCAUGUGGACGCCGGAGAGUAUGGGAUGGAAAAUUUCAACUGCCGCUGUCUGUGCAUUUUCCUUUUCAUGCUCGCUGUCGUGGAUGACCUAGAAGACAACGUGAACUUGACCAGGACUUUGGCGAUGGUUCCAACGAGCACUGCGAGUUGGAUCGCCUUUGAGGUUCCCGAUUGGGGUAGCAAAGAGGAUGUGAAGGCAAUGCACGACUCGGAGGAGAAGCAUUUCAUUCGCUACGAAGUCUCAGGAAUGCCACUACAUUGGAAGUUGUUCAAUGCGUGCUUUAUCCUCUUGCCCAAGAUCCUACUUUGGCUGGCAUUGGUCCGCUCCGGUGUUCAUUAUCUGAUGGAGACUGCCGGGAUCGUUGAUGUGGUGGUCAACGCGAUGGCGUUAACCUUUGUCUUGCAAGUGGAUGAGAUCGUUUUCCAGAGGCUAUGCUCAACAGUGACCAAAGACAUCAUGUCGAAGCUGGACGCAAGAGCCCUGUAUGACUUGGACGAGGUCGACAAGGAAACGGAUGCAGAAGCACUGGCCUACUUCAACGAGGUGGAGCUGAGGAAAGGUUGGAAAAGUGUCAUUUUCCAGAUCUUCCCGACGAGAUUGUUUGUCAUCAUACUGUGCCAAUGCUUGUUCCUGUUGGACUAUUAUAUUUCCAACUGUGAAAAGCUCACAGAUGGCAGCUGGGUUUCCAAGGAUAUGCACCUGCCUGCGGACAUGGCCUACAAUCCGCUAUCUUUGAUGUUCGGAAUGCUUAGAGCAAGACACAGCUUCCUGGACGAUGCCGAAGUCGUGAGAUCUGGCAAUGUACAUAGCACCAGAAAGCCAGCCUGGAGGUGUGCUCACAAAGUUGAGUCAAUGCCCAUCGACGAGAGGGCUCACGCAGCGACGCCCGCACUUGCCUUCUUGUACAAAGCUUCGCACUCGAGAAGCUGUGAGCGGGACGAGCUAGGCGAGCGUCGCUGCGAGCUUGCAAAUGACCGCCAAAAGAUGAUUACCGCUACGAGCGCUCAAUCUUCUUCACCCUGCUUCUGCUAUCCCGAGGAGAAGACGCCAGCGCCCGGUUCGAACAGCAACGUGGAGCCAAAGGCAGGCAAGUGCGUUGCAGAACUCGUGGUACUCAUGCCGUAUGCCUUAUACGUUCAUGCAUAUCCAGUGUCGGCCUUUGGUGGCACAAGCACUUGUGCUCGUCUCGGAUGCGACAAUGCUUCCGACGAUUUGGCCGUAAUUGUCACGAAAUGUACAAUGCGUCAUGCAAAGCGUUUUGCAACUUGUCCUAUUCAUUCUGCUCUUCGUGUUCCACAAGCCGACCGCUAA